UCUCUCUCUCUCUCUGCUCCGCCUCUUACACCAGUUUGUCCUCCGUCUCUGUGUGCAGUAAAAUGGCAGAAGCCUUCCUAACAGCUCGGGACUCUUUCAGCUGUCCGAUCUGUCUGGAUCUACUGAAGGAUCCAGUGGCUAUUCCCUGUGGACACAAUUUCUGUCUGGGCUGUAUUAAGGACUGCUGGGAUCAGGAUGAUCUGAAGGGGGUCUACAGCUGCCCCCAGUGCAGACACAGCUUCACUCCAAGGCCUGUUCUCAACAAGAAUAGUCUCAUUGCUGAAAUGGUGGAAAAAAUAAAGACGACAAAGUUCCAAGCUGCUCCUCCUGCUGGAUCUCCUGCUGCUCCUCCUGCUGGAUCUGGAGAUGUGGAGUGUGACGUCUGCACUGGAUCAAAACUCAAAGCUGUUAAGUCCUGUCUGGUGUGUCUGGCUUCUUACUGUGAAGCUCAUAUUCAGACUCAUUAUGAAUCUCCCGCAUUAAAGAAGCACAAACUGGUUGAAGCCUCCAUGAAUCUGCAGGAGAAGAUCUGCUCUCUUCAUGAUAAGCUUCUGGAGAUUUUCUGUCGCACUGACCAGCAGUGUAUUUGUUAUUUGUGUGUAAUGGAUGAACACAGUGGUCAUAAGACAGUGUCAGCUGCAGCAGAGAAGACUGAGAAACAGAGUCAGUUAGGGAAAAACCGAGAAGACUGCAAGCAGAAAAUCCAGCAGAAGGAGAAGGAUGUGCAGGAGCUGAGACAGGUGAUGGAAGAUCUCAGGCGCUCUGCACAGGCAGCAGUGGAGGACAGUGAGAAGAUCUUUACUGAACUGAUUGAGUCCAUUGAGAGGAGACGCUCUGAGGUGAAAGAGCUGAUCAGAGCUCAGGAGAAGACUGAACUGAGUCAGGCUGAAGAGCUCCUGAAGAAGCUGGAGCAGGAGAUUGCUGAUCUGAGGAGGAGAGACGCUGAGCUGGAGCAGCUUUCACACUCAGAGGAUCACAUCCAUUUCCUCCAGAGUUACCUGUCUCUCCCUGCUGUUCCUGCAGUUACAGACCUAUCCACUAUCAAUACCAGUCCCCAGUUUUCUAUAGAGUUCAUGAAGAAACUCGUCUCUGAAAUGGAACAGGUGAAUGGAUUCAGCAAGCUGGAAAUUGUCGAAAUAUCUAAAGUUCUCACUGUCCAGCCUGCUGAACCAAAGACCAGAGAGGAAUUCUUGAAAUGUUUCUAUCAGCUCACACUAAAUCCCUGUAUGUCACACAGAAGUCUUCGUCUGUAUGGAGAGAACCAGCAAGUGGAUUUGAUUGGACAGAGGCAGGAAAGUUAUUAUGGGUCUAUUAUAACAAGAUAUUCAGAGAACUGGUGCCAGGUUCUUUGUACUGAGCCUCUGUCUGGACGCUGUUAUUGGGAAGUUGAGAUCAGUGGGCAUGUUUCUGUAGCUGUGUCAUAUAAAGACGUCAGUUGGAAGACCAGCGGAAGUCAAAGUGCGUUUGGGUCCAGUAAUAAAUCGUGGAGUCUGGAGUGUCUUGACUCCAACUUGUGUUUCAGAGAAAAUCAAGGUAAGAUGGAUCUCAGUGUACAACCUUGCUCCUCCAACAUAGGAGUGUAUGUGGAUCACAGUGCAGGAAUUCUGUCCUUCUACAGCGUCUCUGACACAAUGACCCUCCUCCACAGAGUCCACACCACAUUCGCUCAGCCCCUCUAUCCCGGAUUUGGAAUGAAGUCGAAGAAAAGUUCUGUUCGAAUUUGUGAUCACUGUUAGUCAUAUGAGCGAGUUUUGAAUAGAUGAGUUUAAACACCUCACAUCAAGGUCUUUUCUGCUGUUAAUCACAAAUGAAAGCAACAUGUUCACAUAUUCUUAUUUCUAAAACUACACUACUAAAAUAUGAGGAUACAUGUGGUUCAAAACAAAACAAAAGUUUUUAUAUUUGAAUACCUUGCAGGGCCACCUUCAUGUCCUUGGUCACAUUAAGCACAGUCUAUUAUGUCACAUCAUUCAACAGACAAAAUUCUUGUUUUGUCUGUGAUGGAAGUGUGGUUAUUUUUGCCUGCCUGUAAACAGCAUCUGAUGUUUAGUUGUGUCACUCUAUUGGUAGUAUUCAGAUGAUGUCACAAUUUGUGAUGUGAUAACAAAAGCAAAACCACUUCAGCAAAGGCAGUAAAACGUGCUUUUUUAACCACUUUUUAAAUCUUAUUUUUAAAGUGUAUUAACCAACGUGUUUUGAUUUGUAUUGACUUGAUUUCAUUUGAUUUGUUGCUGUAGUGAUAACAAAUGAAAGCUAAAAUCCAAAUGGCUGAGAUUUCCCGCUGCAUUGUUAUUUUCCCGUCCCGAACCGCAUACUAGCACACUAAAUAGUACGCAAAAGUAGCGCAUAUACCAUUAGAAGUGCGCUCAUUAGUGAAGUAGGUGAAGUACAGAAGUAUUUGGUUUGGGACGCAGUGUUAGAUCCAGUGAGCUCUGCUGUGCUGCUCGUUAGCUGUUCAGUAAACAUCUCCAAGCAAAUGUUUGAGGUGUUUUUUGAUUAAGGAUCAUUUAGUGAGGUCUUAUAUAUAUAUAUAUAUAUAUAUAUAUAUAUAUAUAUAUAUAUAUGUAUAUUUCAAUUCUAGGUUUUUCAAUAUAAUGCAUUUGUUGUAAAUAUAAAGUUAGGUGGAAAACUGUUGAUUAGCUGAGACACAAAUUAUAACACAGUGAUCAAUAUUAUUCAAUCAGUGUGUUAUCGUACAUAAACGUGUUGAGGUUGGGACUAUGAGUAAGUUCUCUGUAAAUCAGUUAUUUUUUCUCCUUAGGGCUCAUGACGAAUAUGAUCUAAAAUGAAUCUGGUGUCAAGUUAAGGGGAAGAUGUUAUGGAACUGUACUUCACUGUAUAUCACUGCUUUGCUUGUAUUUCAUGGAAAGUAGUUUUUUCAUGUCACUGAUUAUUCUUGUGUGUUCAGUAUAAAUCUUCACUUAAUUGUG
Molecule: messenger RNA, 2930 nt
Organism: Colossoma macropomum (tambaqui)
Lineage: Eukaryota; Metazoa; Chordata; Actinopteri; Characiformes; Serrasalmidae
Product: E3 ubiquitin-protein ligase TRIM16-like
Exons: 6
Coding region: 63-1736 (557 amino acids)
Molecular function (GO): protein binding; zinc ion binding
Source: RefSeq, a predicted model, not a curated record